This is a messenger RNA of Mesoplodon densirostris (Blainville's beaked whale), 1293 nucleotides long. It is a transcript of the gene PINX1, whose product is annotated as PIN2 (TERF1) interacting telomerase inhibitor 1. Gene Ontology annotation, cellular component: nucleolus. The transcript is spliced from 7 exons. The coding region runs from base 127 to 1071 and encodes 314 amino acids. NCBI's taxonomy places the organism in Eukaryota, Metazoa, Chordata, Mammalia, Artiodactyla, Ziphiidae. Gene Ontology annotation, molecular function: nucleic acid binding; telomerase inhibitor activity. Gene Ontology annotation, biological process: regulation of ribosome biogenesis. The record is from RefSeq and is a predicted model, not a curated record.
GCGCGCCCUAGCCGCUGCAAUUCGCCGGGCGUGUGAGGCUCGUGGUUCUAGCUUCUCCGCGAGUCCGCCGAGCGGUAUCCACCGUCGCUCAGGUCCCGAGGCCCGCGGCGUCACAGGCUCGGCGACAUGUCGAUGCUAGCUGAGCGUCGGCGGAAGCAGAAGUGGGCUGUGGAUCCAAGAAACACUGCGUGGAGUAAUGAUGACUCCAAGUUUGGCCAGAGGAUGCUGGAGAAGAUGGGGUGGUCUAAAGGAAAGGGUUUAGGGGCUCAGGAGCAAGGAGCCACCGAUCAUAUUAAAGUUCAAGUUAAAAACAACCACCUGGGACUAGGAGCUACGAUCAAUAAUGAAGACAACUGGAUUGCUCAUCAGGAUGAUUUUAACCAGCUUCUGGCUGAACUGAGCACUUGCCAUGGGCAGGAAACAGCAGACUCCUCAGACAACAAGGAGAAGAAAUCUUUCAGCCUUGAAGUGAAGUCCAAAAUCUCCAAAAACCGUGUUCACUAUAUGAAAUUCACGAAAGGGAAGGAUCUCUCAUCUCGGAGCCAAACAGAUCUUGACUGCAUUUUUGGGAAAAGACAGAAUAAGAAGACUCCCGAGGGCCAGCCCCGUUCCGACGCUGCACAGGGGACUGACGUCUCCCCCAUGACCACCAGUGCCUUCACCAUCCGCGAGUACUUUGCCAGGCGCAUGGCGGACCGCAAGAGUAAGGCGCAGGGCACGGCCGUGGGGCCAGAGGCUUCAGAGACCCCAGUGGAAAGGAAAGCAGGGAAGAAAAGAAACAAAGAGGUGAAAGAUAAAAGUGUGGAGAAUUGCACCCCCCCCAAGGCCAAGAAGAAGGGAGACCAAGUUGAGUGGCCGCUGGGAGACCCCCGCGGGGACGAGAAUUCUGGGGCUGCUUCUGAAGGUGGAGAGGGUUGCGUGGCGUCACUCGAUGACCGGGACUCUCCCUUGAGGCCCAGAAACAGGAAAGGAAAGAAAAGGGGGCAGAAGCUAGCUGAGACGGCAGAGGAUGGUUCGCUCGAUGCAACGCCAGUGAAAACGAAGAGGAAAAAGAAGAAAGGCUCCAAAUAACUUCUCUGGAGCCAGGGCCUCCCGGCUUCUCAGCUGUCAGGGCGCUGCUGGGGCAAACUCCCCGGCCCGACGGCAGAGCCGGUUCACUCCGGGAGCCGUGCACAGCCUCUGACACGCCCGGCCCUGCUGCAUCUCGCCCUCACGCUUUCCCAGAUCGGAUUCCCAGAACUUCUUAGUGUCCCAAAUCAUGGCUCUCAGAAACAAAUAAAUGUCUUUCUUAAA